AUGGAAGAUUUUAUGAGAAGCUUGGAGAGGCAAGAGCGAGAAAGAAAUGAGAGAAACUGUAGAGCAGAUGAAAUCAAUGAGUUGCAGAGACAAGUUGAUGAACAAGUUGUCAUAGCAGUGGCUUUGCAAGAUGAAGAGAACCAAGGUCGCCGCCAUGGUUCACGAGUCGGCCGCCGAAAGAAUGUGGACAGACAUAGGCAUUCUCGGGGUAAGAAUCUUUUGGAAGAUUAUUUUAUCCCAACUUCUUUGUACUCUAAUGUUGAUUUUCGAAGGCGAUUUAGAGUGGCACCCCAUGUGUUCAAUAAAAUCAUGCAUGAUAUUUGCAAUCAUGAUGCAUACUUUGUUCAAAAGUGUGAUGCUACUGGUACUUUGGGACUUCUUCCGGAGCAAAAGCUUACUGCUGUUAUACGAAUGUUGGCGUAUGGAGCAUCUGCUGAUCAGGUGGAUGAGGUUGCCCGGAUGGGGAAGUCAACUACGUUGGAGGCUUUGGUAAGAUUUUGUGAUGCGGUUGAAACUCUGUACACUAGAGACUACCUACGUAGACCUACGCCCAGGGACUAUAUUUGCAAUCAUGAUGCAUACUUUGUUCAAAAGUGUGAUGCUACUGGGGUUUUGGGACUUCUUCCGGAGCAAAAGCUUACUGCUGUUAUAAGAAAUGUUGGCGUAUGGAGCAUCUGCUGA
This is a messenger RNA of Prunus avium (sweet cherry), 681 nucleotides long. Lineage: Eukaryota; Viridiplantae; Streptophyta; Magnoliopsida; Rosales; Rosaceae. The record is from RefSeq and is a predicted model, not a curated record.